CCCCGCCCAGUUAGCAAGGUUGCGCGUGCCCCGUGCGACCGCCAAGAUGGUUGUGGGCGCGUUCCCUAUGGCGAAGCUGUUCUACUUGGGCAUCCGGCAAGUCAGCAAGCCGCUUGCCAACCGCAUUAAGGAGGCCGCCCGCCGAAGCGAGUUCUUCAAGACCUAUAUCUGCCUUCCGCCAGCUCAGCUGUACCACUGGGUGGAGAUGCGGACCAAGAUGCGUAUCAUGGGCUUCCGAGGCACAGUUAUCAAGCCGCUGAACGAGGAGGCGGCUGCCGAGUUGGGCGCGGAGCUGCUGGGUGAGGCCACCAUCUUCGUCGUAGGCGGCGGCUGCCUAGUGCUGGAGUACUGGCGCCACCAGGCGCAGCAGCGCCGCAAGGAGGAGGAACAGCGCGCUGCCUGGGACGCGAUGCGGGACGAGGUGGGCCACCUGGCCCUGGCACUUGAGGCACUGCAAGCACAGGUGCAGGCGGCACCACAGCAGGGUGCCCUUGAAGAGCUACGCGCGCAGGUGCAGGAGGUGCGCGCCCAGCUCUGCGCCCUGGACCGGCAGCUUCCAUCCCAGGUUACAUCCGCAUCCCAGGCAAUGUCUGCAUCAUUCAAGAAAUAGGAGACUGCUGAAGCCUGAACUUGGAUAGGGUGGUCUGUGCCAGAUGUGGCCUUCCCCCAGUAUCACCCCUUCCUGUGCUGGCCCAGCAGAAACCACGAGGAUCAUUCAGUUACCCUCUACUAGUAGAUCAGGGGUACUGCCACUGGAACUGGAUGGCUCCCUCCAUCAGCCCCAUCCCCACCCCAAACCAGGAAGACCUGCAAGGUCUGAGCCAGCAGGACAUCAGAGGUACUCUUGAAGAAGAAAAAGUGGAACCUGGACUUGAGCCAAAUAUUUGUCAUUAUUCUAGCAACUCCCCUCCCCCUCCCCCUCCCCACCUUUUUUGUUACCUUUACUUGAUUUGUGUUACCUUUCUCUGGAAUACUCAUCCCUUGCACUGGUGCACCCCCUUUCUUUCUGGAACACCCCCUUCCUCUUAUCAAUUGAUGCAGAGCAUUGUGAGGAAAUGCAAUAUCUUUCAAAGACCUUUUCUUCCUCUCACCUUCUAAAGGUCAGCUCUAGCUAGGCAUCACUACUCUCUUUAGAGGGGAAAAUGAAAGAUCCUGGCCUGCGGUUGAUCCAUUGGAUCAUUAUAUCUUCCCCUUUAAUAUUUUGUGGUACCUUCCUCUAAGAUCCCAAGUGGAAUAUUCCAGCAGAAGCCCCUCAUCCUUUAGUCUGUGGCACAACUCACUGGCAUGGCUGUGCAAAGGUCCCCAGAUCCUCUUCCAGAGUGGAUUUGAUCCCAACUAGGGCUAAGCCUACCUGUCUUUCAGUUUCAGCCCCUGUUUGCUUGUCCUCAAAUUCCCUGGGUCUUGCACUAUGUGGUAUGUCCUUUCCUACCUUCCCUGCCAUCUUUAGCGGCCUUUCUCAGGGACCUGCUGGCCAGUGGAUUAGAUUGUCACAUCCUCUAUCUUCUAUUCUAGUCACUUGAGCUGUGUGCUCUUGCUUUCUUCCCCUUGGGGCUCAUGGUCUGUUCCAAGAGCCUCCUUCAUGUACCCUUCAUGUAGUGAUGGGUACGUACCUUCAUAGCCCCAAGUCCCACCUCCAUCCCACUGGACUGGACCACCAGUUGGUCCUGACUCCAUUCCUGGGGCCACCAUAACAAAUUAUCGUAAACUUGAUGCUUGAAAACAACAGAAUUUAUUCUCACAGUUCUGGAGCCCUGCAGUCUGCAAAGUGUGAGCAGGGCCAUACUCCUGUCAGCUUCUGGUGACUCUAGGCCUUCCUUGGCUCUGCCUCCAUCUUCAACUGGGCUUCUUCAUCUCUUUUAUUCCUUAUAGGGACACCUUUCAUUGAAUUUAGGGCCCAUCCUGAAUCCAGGAUGAUCUCACUUCAAGAUCCUUAAUUAUAUCUACAAAAACACUUUUUCCAAAUAAGCUCACCUUCACAGGUUCUGGGGUUAGGAUGUAGACAUACCUUUGGAGGACAUAUCUCCCCACCCUCAAGGGUAUGCUGGGCCUCCUGCCAACCCUGUGGGUCAUUCAGCAUCCACCACUGGGUGGAGUGGAACAGGGUUCAUCACAGAAGUGGGGAGGGGUAUGGGUCCCACCGGUCUGUGUCCUGUGCUUUAGACUGAAGCUGUUUCCUAAUUAAAGGAGCCCCAGGGAGAGGAUAGUACCUUGAAGAUGUACCUGAGGACAUAAUGUGGAUUUCCAAAAUGGGUACGAAGCUUAUAAAACAAGGACAGAAACUGGGAGGGUUCUGGUGAGGAGGGGGCCAAGAGUCAUCCUAUGAGCUGGGAAAACUGAUGCAAAGGCACUUGCCUGAGUUGCCACAGCCAGUGAGGGGUCUGUGUAUUCAUUAAAUAGGCAUAUUCAUUCCAUGGAGCCAUAGGUGAAGAUGGGAGGAGGAAGAGGUUUCUCCUCUAACCUCACUUCAUAGGGGGAAAAAUUGCCUGAAAACCGAUCUACCCAAAAAGAAGAUCAAGAAUGUAUUCUAAAACAGCAUUUCAAUUCCUUCUAGAAGAGAGAAGCUGGAAUAGAGGGACCUGAGAAAGUAGGUCCUAAUGAGGGAAAGAAGACCAUGGGUAGAUACCACUGCAUGAAGGGGUGAUGAUAGACUGAUGGGCCAUCACCUGCAGAUAUGAGUUCAGAACCUGGUCUCCAUGGUUACCCCUUGGGAGGUCCACUGUGGCACUGAUACAUUUCUCUGGAGGCCAAGGUCUGUGACUGUGCCACUCAGCAUCGAUAAAUGACAAAUGGCAGUCAUCAUCAUAACAGAUGAAGGUGAUUGAGCUCUGAUGCACUAAAGUUGAUUGAGCUCUAAUGUUAAAUGCCAGUGCUGUUCUAACUGCUUUGCAUAAUCUCCAUCAUAUUAUUUUCUCCAUGUAUUGGUGAGGAAACUGAGGCACAGAGAGGGAAGGUCACCUGCUUUUGUUCACACAGGCAGAAGUGGGAUGUAAAGAUGGGCCAGAGCUCCUGUCCUUGACCCUGGCAAUGCCCUGACCCUGCAGGAGCACUGCUUGCACAUUCUGGAGACCUCAGACUCAGCUGUGACAUAUCCUUACAAGUGGCCAGUCCUUGUCAUCAGCUUCACCCACUCUGGUGGGGUAGGCAGGGGUCAGUCAGGUUGUGGGGAAAUGGAAAGAACUCCUCUCAAAGUGUAUGAGUCUAGCGGAUGAUUCAUCACUUGGGUUUCCUGCUGGCUCAAAUUUUGUAUACUUUGCGGUUUGAGGAGAGGGGUUAGAAUAAAUUUGUGAAUGAACCUA
Messenger RNA from Otolemur garnettii (small-eared galago), 3296 nucleotides. RefSeq names its product OPA3, outer mitochondrial membrane lipid metabolism regulator (gene OPA3). The record is from RefSeq and is a predicted model, not a curated record. The coding region runs from base 47 to 610 and encodes 187 amino acids. Gene Ontology annotation, biological process: regulation of lipid metabolic process. NCBI's taxonomy places the organism in Eukaryota, Metazoa, Chordata, Mammalia, Primates, Galagidae. The transcript has 2 exons. Gene Ontology annotation, cellular component: mitochondrion.